Molecule: messenger RNA, 2632 nt
Organism: Pantherophis guttatus
Lineage: Eukaryota; Metazoa; Chordata; Lepidosauria; Squamata; Colubridae
Source: RefSeq, a predicted model, not a curated record
CAACUCAGGGGAGCUGCGUGCUUCCCGAGGCAUUUUCCAGCAGAGGCUUGAGAGCUUCUCCGCUCUUUCCACGGUCUCCGAUUCUGCUUCCCACCUUCGCUGUGAACUUUCGGGCAUGUAAGCUGGAAAUUUUUUCUGCUUCUUCUGGGAAUCUUAAGUAUCUUGUCUGGGAAGAGAGCAGAAUGGCCGUGGAAAAUUUGGCCAGACCUCUUGUGAACAGAAAGACCUGUGGAGAUCCUUGAGUCCAUUUUGGAGCUUUAUUAGAGACCAGAGAGAAGAUGGAGGGACAACACCCAGCAGAUGCAGAAGUUAGAAAAGGCCCUCCAGCUGCUCAGCCUUGGAGCUGUGGAAAGAAUGGGCCAGAUCCUGGGCAGAAGAGCCAUGAAGAGGCAUCCAAUAGUUCAGAGGUCCAAUGUUGUCACUUCAGAAAAGUGCAGUUUCAGGAGGGGAGCCGUCCCCGAGAUGUUUGCACUCAGCUUCACUACCUUUGCUGUCAGUGGCUGCAACCAGAAAAACACACCAAGGCUCAGAUGCUGGACCUGGUGCUCCUGGAACAAUUCCUGGCUGUUCUUCCCCAGAGAUGGCAAAAUGGGUGCGGGAGUGUGGAGCAGAGACCAGUUCCCAGGCAGUGUCCCUGGCUGAAGGCUUCUUGCUGACUCAGGAGGAGGAAAACAUGCAAGAAGAGUUGCAGAAAUCCGUGGAAACUGUGACUGAGUAUUCUAAAGAGGGGAAAGAUUCAUUCAGGUCUUCUCAAGAGCUGCUCUUCAGGGAGAACUUCCAGAAAGAUCAAAAUCAAGACGCUAUGCAAGAGAGUAGAAAGCUAUCCUUGGACUUUUUAGAAUCACCUCUUUGUGCUGGAGCUGAAGGAUUAGCUGAACCAUCGCUUCAGGAUGUUGUUUCUUUUGAGGAAGUGGCCAUGUAUUUCUCGGAAGAAGAGUGGUCUCAACUGGAUGCUGACCAAAAAGAGCUCUACCGAGAAGUCAUGCUGGAGAAUUCCAGGAAUCUCUUUUUUCUGGGCUUUAAUGGUCAAAAGAAUAAGAAUUGCAAGCAGAAAUGCCAAGCGAUCCAUUCGAAAGGGGAGGAAACGAAAUUUGAAGAUCAGAUGCAACCGAAGAGUGAUGAAACAAAGCAAUCACGAAGUGGAAUUAACAAUGGUUUUUCUCUGGUCAGUUGGCUUCCUUAUCAUACAAUCAUAGAUAUGGGAGAAAGGCCAUAUAAAUCCAUGGAGUGUGGAAAGACGUUCAAUAAAUACGAUCAUCUCUUUUCUCAUAAAAAGACACAUUCAGAAGAGAAAUCAACUACCUGCAGGGAGUGUGGAAAGACUUUCUGUGAUAAUCACUCUCUUAGAAGACAUGAAAUUAUUCACAAAGGAGAACGAUCUUAUAAGUGCAUGGAGUGUGGAAAGGGUUUUAAGAAAAGUAAUCAUCUUGCCUCCCAUAAUAGGAUUCACAAAAGAGAAAGACCUUAUAAAUGCUUGGAAUGUGGAAAGACCUUUACUCGGGGCAGUCAUCUUAAUUCCCACAAGAGGAUCCACACAACAGAGAAGCUAUAUGAAUGCAUGGAGUGUGGAAAGACCUUCUGUUUUAAUCAUUCUUUUAUAAGACAUCAAAGGAAUCACAAAGGAGAAAGACCUUAUAAAUGCAUGAAAUGUGGAAAAACCUUUACUUGUAGCAGUAGUCUUAAUUCCCACAAUUUGAUCCACACAGGAGAGAAGCCAUAUAAAUGCAUGGAGUGUGGAAAGGGUUUUAGGAAGAGUGGUAAUCUUAAUACCCACAAGAGGAUCCACACAGGAGAGAAACCGUAUCAAUGCAUGGAUUGUGGAAAGACCUUUUGUUAUAAUCGUUCUUUCAUAACCCAUCAAAUGAAUCACAAAGGAGAAAGACCUUAUGAAUGCACGGAGUGUGGAAAGACCUUUGCUUGUAGGAGUUAUCUUAAUUCCCACAAGAGAAUCCACUCACGAGAAAGACCUUAUAAAUGCAUGGAGUGUGAAAAGACCUUUAUUUGUAGCAGUUAUCUUAAUUCUCACAAGAAGAUCCACACAGGAGAAAGACCUUAUCAAUGUGUGGAAUGUGGAGAUGGCUUUAAAAGGAGUUGUGAUCUCAUGUCCCAUAAAAGGAUCCAUUCUGGAGAAAAAACUAUAUGAAUGCAUGGAGUGGAGCUUUUGAAGUAGUAACGCUUUUACUCGCCAUAGAAGCAUCCACACAUGGGAGAAACCAUAUCAGUAAAGGAAUUGUGGAGAGAGCUUCAAUAGAAAUCCAGAUAGUUCUCACCUUACGACUGCAAUUGUGCCCAAAGUUUCUGUUGCUUAGUGAAACAGUCAUUGUGCAUUUUGCCCCGUUUUACGACAUUUCUUGCCACAUUUGUUAAGUGAAUGACUGUAGUUGUUAAAUUAAUAACACUGCUGUGAAAUGAAUCUGGCUUCCCCAUUCAAUUUGCUUGUCAGAAGCUCACAAAAUGUGAUCACAUGAUCCAGGGACACUGCAAUUGUCAUGAAUCAGUUGCAAAGCAUCUGAAGUUUGAUCAGGUGACCAUCAGGAUGCUGCAAGUCAUAAAUGUGAAAAAUGGUAAUAAGUCACUUUUUUCAGUGUUGCUGUAACUUUGAACAAUCACUAAAUGAAUUUUAGUAAAUUGA